Molecule: messenger RNA, 4651 nt
Organism: Pseudomyrmex gracilis
Lineage: Eukaryota; Metazoa; Arthropoda; Insecta; Hymenoptera; Formicidae
Gene: hop
Product: tyrosine-protein kinase JAK2
Exons: 13
Coding region: 210-3623 (1137 amino acids)
Biological process (GO): intracellular signal transduction; hemopoiesis; cell surface receptor signaling pathway via JAK-STAT
Cellular component (GO): cytosol; cytoskeleton
Molecular function (GO): non-membrane spanning protein tyrosine kinase activity; cytokine receptor binding; ATP binding
Source: RefSeq, a predicted model, not a curated record
CUCAGUAUCAAAUUCUCAAUAUGGCGACGCCCAUUACUAACCAUACUUUUUCGUUGAUUAUAUACAGAAUCCGGAGUAAAAUAUAAAGUAGUGUGGAUUAGUUGUCUCUGACGUUACAAGGCAUUAUCAAAGUGUUAUCAAGCGUUAUCGUUCGAUAAUCGCAUAACAUGUAAUUCUCACAGCGGCACAUCAACACUUUACGAAUUAAUAUGAAGAGUUCAGAACAAUUAACAGCAACUGUUUAUGUGGCCACUGACGAUAGGAAAUUUUACGACAUCUCGGUUCCUGUUGGCGAAGUUGUUGAAGAUUUAUGUAUUGAAAUAUGCAAGCGUCUGAAGAUAGGUCCGGUAGCGAGACAUUUAUUUGCACUAAGAAGUUGUUUGUCCAAGCUAUGGCUCCCAUGUGGUCACAAACUUGAGGACAAGGAGGACUUAAAAUUUGAAUUUCGUUUAAGAUUUAAGCCAUCCAGUUCACAGAGGCUGAAGGAGAUAGAUAUACAAGCUUAUAAUUAUUAUUUUUUACAAGCUCGCACAGAUGUAAUGGAUAAUAAAGUGUCUGAUAUCAUGUAUGAAAAAUAUAGACAUGAACUAAUUGGCCUAGGAGUUACUGAUAUGUACAGAGUAAUGCUAGAAAAAAAAUUACCACGAGAAAGUGUAGAAUCAGAUUAUAAAAAGUAUAUUCCAAAGGUGUGCAUAAAAAAGCACUUUUUCUUUAUUAAAAAACCUAUUCACUAUGCAUUUAAUACUUUGGAGAAAGAAGCUGAUCCACUCUAUGUCAAAGAACAGUAUUUGAAACAAUUUGAAUCUAUGGCUCCUAAUUAUUUAACAGAAGAAUACAAAGCAUUAAUGAAUACAAGUUUAUCUAAUCCAUGGAUUCCAGUUUUACUUAGGAUUGACUCGGAAGAAGUAAAAUAUUCUGACAUGACUGACUCGGACACGUGGAAGACUCUUUGUACAAUAGUUGAUCUUUGUUUUAUCUCUAUAAGCGUCGAUAACAGAAACGACUAUAGUUUACGAAUUGCAAAGAAGAAUGGCAUACCAUCGCAUCUGAAACUAGAUACAUACUCUGUAUUGAUGUCUUUUGUAUCUGCAUUGGAUGGAUAUUACCGUUUGUCAAUUAAAUGGACUUUUAAUCUCUGUACAGAUGUUAGUACACCUAGUCUGGAAAGGUUACACAUGUUAAAGUGCCAUGGACCGGUUGGAAAAGAAUUUUCUUACGCAAAAAUUAAGAAAAAACGUGCCAACAAACCGGGAACCUAUAUAUUACGUGAGAGCGAUACUGAGUACAAUGUUUAUUAUAUUGAUGUUUGUGGUAAAGAUGGAAAAGUAUCGUCACGAAGAGUGGAACGGCAUGGCGGUAAUGAAUUUUCAAUAGCAGGCAAUGUAGAUGUCUAUAAAUCUCUUCCAGCUUUAUUACAAGACCCUGUUAAUUCACUACACCUCGAAGAGUGCUUACCACCUUCAGAAUAUGAUAUAUCACCAUUAUUAAUUAGUGCUUCGGAAAAUAUCGUGAGCGAUGUAAUAGCAGAGGAAGAAAUAGUCACUGCAGUUUUGGAAGGUGAACCACGAUGUGUAUCGCGAAAUCAAUUGCAGGUGUUCGAAGAAAUAUUUAGAAAUGAAGAAAAUUUGACUAGACAUAAGGUGACGCAACUGCACCGAGCAACGUGGCGAGUCGCCAAGGGCAAGAAAGUCGACGUAUUGUUAAAGAUACUUAAGACAGAAGAGAAUAGCUACACCAAAGAAUUUCUGGAAUUGGCUGAUAAGUGGGGCCAAUUACGAUCAAGCGCUCUAGUCAGAUUAUAUGGAGUAACUAUGGCUCCGUCAAUUGGAAUGGUGCUGGAAUUAUCAACGCUCGGUCCAUUAGACAAGUAUCUGAGCAGUAAUUCACAAAUUAUACAAAUAGCCGAUUUAUUAGACGCUACUUCCUGUUUGGCAACAGCUGUCUGGCACUUGGAAGAAAAUGAUGUAGUUCAUGGAAAUAUAAGAUGCAAAAGGAUUCUUGUACAUGAACAUACGGAAACUAAGUUUACUGUUAAAUUAGGAGAUCCUGGCCUUUACACUUACACCGCUGACGACAUACAUUGGAUUCCACCAGAAUGUCACAAGAAUCUCGAAUCGGCGAAAAAUAGUUUUCAAGCAGACAUAUGGGCUCUGGGCACAACCAUUUGGGAGAUAUUUUCUAAAGGGACUCCACCACUUAGAUAUCCUGACGUUAAUAUUGUCAAGAUGUUUUACGAAAAUGGAGAAAGAUUACCUCCGCCUAAGGGAUGUCCAAAAGAAAUCUAUAACUUGAUGAGAGAAUGUUGGGGCGAUAAAGGCAAAUCGAGAAAGCAGCCUCAAGCCAUCAUGCGAGAUGUCAAUCAGAUUAUAUAUCAAGUUUUUAAUUCACGUAGAACUUAUCAUUCUUACGCCACUACGUAUCCCAAACUUUCCGAAGACACCGAAGACGAAGACAACUCGGAUACAGAGAACAAGUCAAAUAGCGAUUCAAAUGCGAGCAGUUUACUUACUGAUCACACUAGUUUAAGUUGGAAUGAAACCAACCGCGUGAGAUGGAUAACCGACCCUCAAGAAAAUUGUCAAACAGAAUUAACGAAGUACUUAGCUUUGCUCAACAAUGCCGUGGGUUGCAACGGUGGUAACGAUCGCAAUUCUCAUUCGACUCAUGGCAGUUUCGACGAAGGAAUACCAUUCAAAAACGGAUACGCUAACGACAACGGCAGCAUCGAUGGUAAUAGCAAGAGCAGCUAUAUCCAGCAGAUGUUCUAUAGCACGGAGAUGUCCGCGGAAUACGAUAUAGUUGUGCAGGGACGCGUAGGACAAGGUUUCUACGGCGAAGUUUUCAGAGCCACGCUCGUUAAACGUGAUAAUGAGCAUGAGACGCGACAAGUGGCCAUUAAGAUACUAAAGACGAGUUUGGAAGCAGACAUGCGUGACUUCGAAAGAGAAAUAAUGAUUAUGAAGACUCUCAAGCAUCCUAACAUUAUAGAAAUCAUAGCAGGCCUGGAUGGAGGUUUGAUAAUGGAAUUUGUCGAACACGGCUCAUUACAAAGUUAUUUGGUCAUUCAUCGGGAGUCUCUCACACAUACUAAAUUGUUAAAUUUCGCUCUGGAUAUUGCUACUGGUAUGGAUUAUCUCGGCCGUAUGAACAUUGUUCACCGGGAUUUAGCAGCAAGAAAUAUUCUAGUGGCGAGUGAAAAUCGAGUGAAGAUUAGCGACUUCGGUCUCGCUCGAGUUAUGGAUAAAAAUGAUUAUUACAUCCUCAAUACCAAUCGAGAUUUGCCGAUUAAAUGGUACGCGCCGGAAAGUUUAAGAGAUGGUAAGUUCUCAUCACGUUCAGAUGUAUGGUCGUUUGGCGUGACGAUGUAUGAGACCUUUAGUCUCGGCGAAGAUCCAAAGUUGCCCGAUAUUGUAACCUAUAGGAACUUACAUUAUAUAGAAGAAAAAGGAAGCGUUGAACUGUUAAGCGCGUUAGAAAGUGGCGCUCGUCUUCCUUGUCCGCCUACAUGUCCACAAGAAAUAUACACGAAAUUGAUGUAUCCAUGUUGGAACAUACAAAGCCACGAAAGACCGGAUUUUGCCACAUUGUGUCGACAAAUACAGAAUCUGCUCACCAAAUACUAAAAUACUUUUUUGAAAAACUCGUUCAGAAAAAUAAUGUAAAAAAUUUCCUCGACAUCUCAACGAAGAAAAAAUGGUAAUUUCUUUUUCGAGUUUUCAAUUUGCUGUCUUGCUUUAUUCGACUAUCACAUUUAUUAACACGUUGAACGCUCAAUAAAGAUUGAAUCAAGUUCCUGCGAGGUUCAAAAUAAUUUGUUUUGUGCAAAUUGUUACUAUUAAAUAUAUAAUAAUAAACUAUUUCUUACAAAGACUGUUUAUAAAAUUUGUUUUUAUUUGAAUAAAACCAUCACAAAUGACGUGACCGUGACGUUUAACGUGUUAAAGCUCAGGUAGUUGAAAAAAAAAUUUUUUUCAAGUUUAAAACUUUAAUUGUAACUAAUCUAAGAAUGGUUAUGCAGAUUGCUCAAAAUUUGCUGUUGAUUUUAUGUGGGGAUGAUUGUAUCAGCAGAUCUGUUUACAAAUCACAUGUCUAACUGUCUUACAGAUGGCUCUGAUCUUCUGAUUCGGUAUUGUGCUCGAAAUUGUCCACAAAUUGUUAACAGAUUGCUUACCAGGAUAGAUAACUUCCGCCACACGUAAACUGUGUUGAAUUUGAUUUAUGCCGCAAGCAUUGCCACGGUCUGUGCGCAAAGGCCAUUAGAGUGUGCAUUCACCUAUAAUUCUUAGUUUAUCGCAGAUUGUGUGUGUUUAUGUGUUUUGUGGAUCUAAAAUCAAUUUAUAUCUUUUGUUUAAGAAAUCGUUUAUUAGCUUUGAUUUCUUUAUAUAAUUUAUCUGUAGACAAAGUACAUAUCCAUACUAAUAUGUUAUUGCCUUAUUGUUUAUAUAUAAAUAUUAGGAUUGAAAUAUUUUCAUCAAGAAAACCUAUGUAUAAUUCAGAAAUUUAUCCCAAAAGAAUGUAUCAAAUGUUUCAGUAGAAUUACUUAAGAACAUUUCUGACAUAUUACUUUUUACAGAGAUGAUGUAUCUAGUCGACAUUUAUGUCGCCAUUUUAUCAUGUAUUGUAUGAAUAUAUAACUUUGAAUAUUUUUUUA